Aquila chrysaetos chrysaetos is the source of this 1251-nucleotide messenger RNA. RefSeq names its product E3 ubiquitin-protein ligase rnf213-alpha-like. The coding region runs from base 1 to 1092 and encodes 363 amino acids. Gene Ontology annotation, molecular function: ubiquitin-protein transferase activity; ATP hydrolysis activity. The record is from RefSeq and is a predicted model, not a curated record. Lineage: Eukaryota; Metazoa; Chordata; Aves; Accipitriformes; Accipitridae. The transcript has 9 exons.
AUGCACCAAAGAGAGCCGGGUGGACUCAUCCGUCCUCUUGCCUUUCCAGGCAAGUGGAAGUCCAUCCACUUGGAUGACCUGAUGCCCCCAGAGAACUUUAAGGCCAAUCUCGGCCACCUCUCCAAAAUGACCAUUGCCGAGAUUUUCCUGAGCAGCUCCCUGCAGCAGCAUCUCCCAGCAGGUUCUCCGGAGGAUUCUGCUGCCCUGGGGAGCCUCACCAUGUCAGGUCGUUACCCGGACGAAAAUCCGCAGUUCCUUGAUGUGGACUCAAUGAUCAAAGGGAGCAUCCAGAAGGCCGUGAUCCAGCUGGAGGACAAGAAGGACAACAGCCAGCGUGCAACGGAGAGAAUCAAGAUCCUUCACAACUUGCUUUUCCACAGUCAGAGUAGCGUUUCCAGCCACUUUAUGACCAUCCUGAAGAAGAGAAUUUGUUACCUCCUACAAGAACGAGAGAAACCGAUCCACGAGCCAAGGGGAUGGAUUUUCCGCCGGGCUCUUUCUACCAGCUUCAUCCUGGAAGACACAUCGUUCAGGCAAGCACUCUGGAUGUACCUGGAAGACAUUGUGGCGAACGUCUUUGCCCAAAUUCUCGCCGUGGUGGAUGCCAACAACAACCUGGAUCACAUCUUUCAAGGCGCUCCACUCGCGGAACUGUGGCUCCAGAUGUUCCAAGAAGCAACAGUCCUAAAAAUUAAAUACACCAGCAAGCCGGCAGAUGCUAAGAUUUCCGUGUUGUCCAUGACGGAAGACCCCAACACCUCCCUCUUCUGCCGGUUCCCAUUCAGUUGGGUUUUGAAAGCCUACCUGGACGACGUAUGGGAGAAGGUCUAUCAUAUGAAAGAUAAGCCCAAGAAGCCAACAAAGGAAGUGGUCAGGUUCUACCAAGCCUUCAUCAAGAACGUCUUGAUGCCAGACGGCAGCAAUCUAGGUGUGCUACGCUGCUACACCGACGACUUUCUCAGGAUGGCUUUUCCUCGACAAGAUCUCUCUGUCUAUGAGAUUCUCUCAAAAGUUUUCCUCGCCAACGCAGCACAACUCUGCUCUUCCGUGGGCGGAGGGAGAUGGGCUUUUCCCCAGUUUGGCUUCACGUAGAAUAUUUCUACCUCCGAGACGAUUAUCAGCUCUUCGUCGACAUAGCAAAAAGCAACGAUGCCGUCGUAGGCGAGUUGCAGGCGAUGUAUGAGAAGACGACCCCAGAAAUGUUUGUCACCCUCGAUGCUUUGAACAUUCUCCUGAAGAAAGUGCAGGCCC